ACGCCCUGCAUUGCAAAGCACACAGCCCUAGAGAAAUCAAGAAGAGACGACGGCGAUGGCGGAGAGGGUGUCGAGGCUGUCGACGGAGAAGGCUGUGGUGAUCUUCACGCGGAGCCAGUGCCCGAUGUGCCACGCGAUGUUGAGCCUCUUCUCCGAGCUCGACGUGUGCGCGGCGGUGCACGAGCUGGACAAGGACCCGCGCGGCCGCGACAUGGAACGGGAGCUCGCCCGCCGCCUCGGCCGCGCGCCGCCGGUCCCUGCUGUCUUCGUCGGCGGCAACCUCGUCGGCUCCACCGACAAGGUCAUGUCGCUCCACCUCGCCGGCAAGCUCGUGCCCAUGCUCAAGGCCGCCGGCGCCAUAUGGCUCUGAAUCCCUCCAUCCAUCGGCGACAGCAACUAUAUAUAUAAAUCCCUCGCUCCGAUCCAAUAUAGUUCCCAAAUCCCACCAAGAAUUUUGAGAAGUUUUGUUCAGCGCGGCUAGUAGUGUAACCACUUGCAGGGCUGAAAAGGGUUUGGAAUGACCAGUCCAUGUCUUUGAAUGUACAUGGACAUAUGUAACCCUAACCUUUCCAGGAUUUUCAGAGUGAGAUGUGGACUUUGAUGAGUUAAUUG
Molecule: messenger RNA, 612 nt
Organism: Panicum virgatum (switchgrass)
Lineage: Eukaryota; Viridiplantae; Streptophyta; Magnoliopsida; Poales; Poaceae
Product: glutaredoxin-C15-like
Exons: 1
Coding region: 56-370 (104 amino acids)
Source: RefSeq, a predicted model, not a curated record